Messenger RNA from Chlorella variabilis, 3695 nucleotides. RefSeq lists its product as hypothetical. NCBI's taxonomy places the organism in Eukaryota, Viridiplantae, Chlorophyta, Trebouxiophyceae, Chlorellales, Chlorellaceae. Gene Ontology annotation, biological process: regulation of DNA-templated transcription; double-strand break repair via homologous recombination. The transcript is spliced from 13 exons. The coding region runs from base 138 to 3695 and encodes 1185 amino acids. The record is from RefSeq and is a predicted model, not a curated record.
AUCGGCGUGGAAACACCUGCCAAUGGCUGUUCUUUGCUGACCACACAGUGGCCCAGGAGCAGCAGCAGCAGCAGGAGCAGCAGCAACAGCGGUACCCAGCGCUGCCAUUAGUGCCGGUUGCAGGCCACGCAGGCUGCAUGCAGCCUCCACACUCCGCCCCACCAGCCCCGGCACCAGCCCCAGCAAGUCCAGCCACAUCUGCUGUGGCCGAGGAUACAGAUGAGGAGGCGACGACGGCGGCGGCAGCGCUGGUGCGCGCAGCCUUUGCUGCUGUCCUGGCCGGCGAGGCUGGCCCGCUGCAAGCAGGGCCAACGGAGGCGGCUGGUGGUCCUCAGCAGGCACCGCAGCAACAGCAGUGGCAGCAGCAGCAGCAGCAGCAGCAGCAGCAGCAGGAGGCGACGAGCCUGCCAGGCUUGCCGCAGCACCCUCCCUGGCUGCUGGCGGUGCAGCUGGUGGCGCGGCCUGCUGAGGUGGACUGGCUGGACCCUGCGAGCGAUCCAGGCAGCAUCUUCACGCUCAGCAAUGUGUGGCUGGACAGGGCAAAUGCCGAAGUGCGGUUGUGGAACGCUGGCGGCGACGAGUGCUGCGCCAUUCAGCGCCACAAGCCCGGCGCGACGCUGGCGGCCAGCCGCGGCAGGGCACGCGGCGGCGGCGGCGGCAGCGGCAGCUGCGCUGCGACAGAGGCUGCGACGGCGGGUGUGGCGGCGUGGGCGGCAGCCAAUCCGCAGUGCUGCGGCUGCACCAUCAACAGCCAAGCCAUUGAAAUGCUGCAGAAUGAUAUCCACCCGCGGGCCAUCAGGCAAGAGCCCAACCAGUUCUGCCAUAAUGCGGGGUGGCAGGUGGCCAGCGGUGAGCAGUUCAGAUGUGCCUUGAAUGCACGUUGGAGCAAGCCCAUGCUAAACACGCCAAUGAAUGCGGACACAUUCCAGGCCCGGCAGCUGCAGGCGGCAGAGGCUGCGGCGCUGAGGGACAGGCAGUGCCCGCUUCAGCGGCAGCUGCAGCAGCCGGGGGGCCACGACCCACCACAGCAGCAGGAGCACCAGCCACAGGCGCCGCCGGAGCAGCAGCAGGCGGCACAGCCGGCAGGGGAGGCAGGCGCUGCUGUGGGUGAAGCAGAAGACACGCCCAUGGCAGAGGCAGAGCCAAUGGCUGGAGAAACAGCGCCGCUAUCCGGCAGCAAGCGAGGCAGGGAGAAGGGUGGCGAGACAGCACCAGCCGCCACCGCCGCCACAGCAGCACCAGCCGGAAGCAGCGCCCGAGCCUCCUCGGCUGCAGCAAGUACAUGUGCUUGGGUUCACUACUGGCCGCGGGGGGGCUGUCAAGGUGUCGCGGCCCAUUUGAAAGCGGCACAGCAGCAGUACGGAGGCGACAAUGUCGCAGCAGGACAGAAUGCCGAUGCUGGCAGCCAAGGACACGAGGCGCAGCAGGGAGCGGCAUGCACAAACCAGCAGCGGCCAGCCGAUGCACACCUAGAAGAGCAGGUGCAAGUGCUCGGGUUCAGCACAGGCCGGGGCGGCGCCGUUAACGUGUCGGCAGCCCGCCUGAAGGCGGCGCAGCAGCAGUAUGGCGGCGGGGAUGAGGCUGCAGGUGGGGAGGCCGAUGGUGGCAGUCAUGCAGCCGAAGGGGAGCAGCCAGGAGUGGAGAUCGAGCAGCCAGGAGUCGGGCAGGCACUGCUUGUUGUUGAGGGGCAGGAGAAGCAGCAGGGUGCUCAGCCUGUGGCGGCGCAGGUGCUCGGAUUCAGCACAGGCCGGGGCGGAGCCGUUAAGGUCUCAGCAGCCCGCCUGAAGACAGCGCAGCAGCAGUAUGGCGAGGGGGAUGAGGCUGCAGGCGGGCAGGCCGAUGGCGGCAGCCAUGCAGCCACGGGGGAGCAGCCAGGAGCCGGGCAGGCACUGGUGGAGAGGCAGGAGAAGCAGCAGGGUGCUCAGCCUGCGGCGGUGCAGGUGCUUGGAUUCAGCACAGGCCGUGGCGGUGCUGUGAAUGUGUCGGCUGCCCGCCUGAAGGCGGCGCAGCAGCAGUUUGGCGGCGGGGGCGCGGAGAACGCAAGCGAGAAUGAGGGGCAGCAGGCAACAUCGGCAGCGGCAGCGGCAGGGGAGUCCACUCCCCUUCUCCGCAAGCAGCUGCUCAGGUCGCGAGUGUCUCUGGGAGGCAGCGACACGCCUGCCGCGGCAGCGCCAGCCGCAGAGGGUGCACAGACGCCUGCUGCAGGCCUGCCAGCAGCAGCCGCCGGCGGCCCCACUGGCGGCGCUGCCACCACUCCCGCCUCUGCUCCCCAGCUGGGCAAAGUGGCUGCACUCCGCAGGCUUGCGCCCGGGGCUGCUUCCACUGGGCUGCUGAAGGGCAAGCGCAAGGCCUUCCAGUUGCCGGUGGCAGGCUCCAGCCGCAAGUUCAAGCCGCCCGGCAAGACGGCCGUCAGCAGGCUGGGCGGCGGCGGCGGCGGCGGCGGCGGCGAGCUGGCGGGGGCGCCGCCCCAUCCUGCGGUUCAGCUGCACGAUCUGCAGGGUUCCAUCCUUAAGCGGUUGCUGGCAUCAAGCGCUGCCGCCGCGGCAGGCGCUGCUGCUGCUACACCGCCUGCGGGGCCAGGCGCAGAGGCAGCUGCUCGGUGUGAGAGCGUGGAGCGAGGUGGGCAGCAGGAGGAGCAGCAGCAGCAGCAGCUACCACUGGACAGCACCACUUGCAGCGAGUUUAGGGUCACAGACCUGCAAGAGCCAGCGGUCAAGAGCGGCGAUCCCACUGUACCAGCGCCGGUGGCAGAUGCCACCAGCGAGGCACCUGCCGGCGCCAACUCCGCCUAUGCCACCGCCAGCUGGGUGCAGAACCAGUACCGCUGGGUGGUGUGGAAGCUGGCCCGCCUGCAGCUGCUGCUGGCGGGGAGCGGCAGCAGCGCGCCCGCAUCGCUGCUCACCGCCGCUGUCGUGCUGGAUGAGCUCAAACUCAGGUAUGAGCGGGAGUUCAACCGCGGCCAUCGCCCGCUUCUCAAGGCGCUGCUGCAGCAGGAUGAGGUGGCCUCUGCCGCCAUGGUGCUCAUGGUGGCGGCGGUGCUGCUGCCCGCUCCGGGCAGCGGCGGCCUUGUGCUGACAGAUGGGUGGUACUGGAUCCGUGCCUCUGGCGACGAGCGGCUGACGCUGCUGGCGCGGAGGGGCUGCAUCAGCCAGGGCACCAAGCUGCACAUCUGCGGCGCGGAGCUGGCUUCCCCCGGCCCAGCCGACCCUCUGGAGGCGGCCGCCACAGCCGUGCUCCGCAUCGGCGCCAACAGUGCCCACCCCGCUCCCGCGGGGGCCAAGCUGGGCCGCCUGCGCCAGCGCGGCGUGUUUGUGCCCCUGAGCCGUUUUGACGAGGCGGGGGGCACGCUGCCGCAGAUGCUGGUGGUGGUGCACAGGAUCUUCCCGCGCCUCACCUGCAGCUGGUUCCCAGACGGCGGCCGCUCGGUGCAGACGCCACGGCAGCUCGCCGCCCUGCUGCGUAGCCACGAGGGCGCCGAGGAGCGCAUCGGUGCUGAGGUGAUGGCCGAGGUGCAGCGGCGAGAGGUGCAGCAGUGCCAGGAGUGGCUGCGCUGCGGCAAGGCCGGCAGCAUGUCUCACGUGGACCGCAUUUACGCCACAAUGGUGGUGGAGCAAGCUGCUGCCGGCGGCGGCGGCGGCGAGGCGGGCGCGCUGGGGCGGCUGAACCAGGAAGACGAGCGGGCGUUGCAGCAGUGA